AUGGUCGACGCCGACGGGAAGCAACACUCGUACUCAGAAGCCAGUGAACUGCGCCAAGAAGCAGGCUUGGAGUCAAAGCGCUCCUUUAUUUACGAUCCGAUCGAGGGCCGCUCGGUACACGUCAAAUGGGCCGGGACCAUGGCUGCACGCGAGGAUGGGCGGUCAAAAAAUAAUCAAAAUCGGAUCCGUCAGCUCGCCCUCGUCAUGUUGCGAGUCGUCCCCGCGAUGCGGCACUGCACCUCGCUGCGCUCCUGGGUGGCCGAAGCGUGCGAGUCGCCGGCGCUUGCGAUCCGCAACACGGACUCAAACAGAGCGAUCCACUCGACUCAACACGAAGAUCUGCACGCAUUGAGCUACGCUACCGAGUCGGUCGACUUGUUACUGUCGUCGGAGGUCUUCGAGCAUCUUCACUCACCGUACGCAGCAUUCAGCUCCGUGUACCGCGUGUUGCGCCACGGUGGGAAACACCUUUUCACGACCCCCUUUAGCGGGCUUGCGCGCGACACGCAGUUCUCACGGCGACAUGCCAACGGCACGAUUGUUCAUCCACCGAACGGGGCGACAUACCAUGGCAACCCCAACCCUCAAGCCGCGGGCGGCGGCGGCUCGCUGUUGUACACGCAUUUUGGCCAAGAAAUGGUGUCGUCGUUGUGUUCGAUGGGCUACGACGUCAAUAUGUGGGAAGUCGAUGCGCCAGAGAUGGGCAUCACCGGCGACGGCGCUCUGGUCUUCGAGGCGACCAAGCCAAGAUUAUGUCCCUAA
Emiliania huxleyi CCMP1516 is the source of this 762-nucleotide messenger RNA. RefSeq lists its product as hypothetical. The transcript has 3 exons. NCBI's taxonomy places the organism in Eukaryota, Haptophyta, Isochrysidales, Noelaerhabdaceae. Gene Ontology annotation, molecular function: S-adenosylmethionine-dependent methyltransferase activity. The coding region runs from base 1 to 762 and encodes 253 amino acids. The record is from RefSeq and is a predicted model, not a curated record.